Closterium sp. NIES-65 is the source of this 1239-nucleotide messenger RNA. The record is from the annotation of a GenBank genome assembly. Lineage: Eukaryota; Viridiplantae; Streptophyta; Zygnematophyceae; Desmidiales; Closteriaceae.
AUGGUCCAGGAGCGUGCCUGGAGCGUGGACGUGGACGUGGACGUGGACGUGGACGUGGACGUGGACGUGGACAUGGUCGUGGACGUGGACCUGGACGUGGACGUGGACAUGGACGUGGACAUGGUCGUGGACGUGGACGUGGACGUGGACGUGGACGUGGACAUGGACGUGGACGUGGACGUGGACAUGGUCGUGGACGUGGACGUGGACGUCGACGUGGACGUGGACGUGGACAUGGACGUGGACAUGGACGUGGACGUGGACAUGGACGUGGACGUGGACGUGGACAUGGUCGUGGACGUGGUCGUGGACGUGGACAUGGACGUAGAUAUGGUCUUGGACGUGGACGUGGACGUGGACGUGGACGUGGACAUGGACGUGGACGUGGACGUGGACGUGGACAUGGACAUGGACGUGGACGUGGACGUGGACAUGGUUGUGGACGUGGACGUGGACGUGGUCGUGGUCGUGGUCGUGGACCUGGACGUGGACGUGGACGUGGACGUGGACGUGGAUGUGGACGUGCACGUAGACGUGGUCAUGGACGUGGACGUGGACGUGGACGUAGACGUGGACGUAGACGUGGACGUGGACGUGGACAUGGACGUGGACAUGGAAGUGGACGUGGACGUGGACGUGGACAUGGACGUGGACAUGGACAUGGACGUGGACGUGGACGUGGACGUGGUCGUGGACGUGGACGUGGACGUGGACAUGGACGUGGACGUGGACGUGGACGUGGACGUGGACAUGGACAUGGACGUGGACGUGGACGUGGACAUGGACGUGGACAUGGACGUGGACGUGCACGUGGACGUGGACGUGGACGUGGACAUGGACGUGGACAUGGAAGUGGACGUGGACAUGGACGUGGACGUGGACGUGGACAUGGACGUGGACGUGGACCUGGACUGGACAUGGACGUGGACGUGGACGUGGACGUGGACGUGCACGUCGACGUGGACGUGGUCGUGGACAUGGACAUGGACGUGGAUGUGGACGUGGACGUGGACCUGGACAUGGACGUGGACAUGGACGUGGACGUGGACGUGGACGUGGUCGUGGACGUGGACAUGGACGUGGACAUGGACGUGGACCUGGACGUGGACGUGGACGUGGACGUGGACAUGGACGUGGACAUGGACGUGGACAUGGACGUGGACGUGGACGUGGUUGUGGACGUGGACGUGGACAUGGACGUGGACGUGGACAUGGACGUCGACGUGGACGUGGACGUAG